GACGCGAGUAAAUAGAAGAGUAUUCUUCUGGCGUGAGAGUCUCAUUCCAGGUCAAUUGGAGUUGCUCUGCCAUUCAGAUCCCAAAAAUCAGCCAAAAAGUUCAAAACUCAACACCAUGCCUCUCCCCAGGCAAGUCUUCGUAGCAGUUAUCGGUGCCGGCGGCGUCGGAAAAUGCUUCCUCUCCCAACUCUCCCAACUCGCAUCCAACCUCUCCCGCUCCCAAUCCUCCCCAACCUACCUCUCCCUGAUCCUCCUGUCGAGCUCCAAAAAGUCCGUCCACCACGCCGACUACAAGUCCAUCACCCACUGGGAAGAAGCGCUCCAAGCCUCCAAUACCCCGCCCCUCCCUCUUCCCCAGUUGGCAGAGUACCUCGUCAAGGCUCCCGGAAAAGUCGUCCUCGUGGACAACACUUCGAAUCAGGAUGUCGCGGACUCGUAUCCCCUGUUUCUGAAGAAGGGAAUCUCAAUCGUGACGCCGAAUAAGAAGGCGUUCUCGGGGAGUUACCAACUGUGGACCGACAUCUUCGAUGCAGCGGCCAACGGCAAUGGCACGGGUGGAUACGUCUACCACGAAUCGUCCGUCGGUGCGGGCCUCCCCGUCAUCUCGACGCUGAAGGAGCUCGUCGAGACGGGCGAUGAGAUCCGCAAGAUUGAGGGCGUCUUCAGCGGCACGAUGAGUUUCUUGUUCAAUUCGUUUCAGCCGGUGAAUGGAGGCGGGGGCAAGUUCUCGGCAGAAGUCAAGACGGCGAAGGAGAAAGGGUACACGGAGCCGGAUCCCAGAGAUGAUUUGAAUGGCCUCGAUGUCGCGAGGAAACUUACCAUUCUGGCGCGGUUGGCGGGGUUGAAGGUUGAGUCGCCGACGUCGUUUCCCGUCCAGUCUCUUAUUCCCAAGGAGCUCGAAGCGUGUGCCUCGGGAGAUGAGUUCCUGGCUCGGUUACCCGAGUUCGACGACAAGAUGGAUGAGCUGAAGAGGGAGGCGGAGAAGGAGGGUAAGGUGGUGAGGUUCGUUGGCAGUGUGGACGUGCCGAAAGGAGAGGUCAAGGUGGGCCUGGAGAAGUUUGACAAGAGCCACCCCAUUGCGGCGCUGAAGGGUAGCGACAACAUCAUUGCGUUCUACACGAAGAGGUACGGUGACAACCCCCUCAUCAUUCAAGGUGCUGGAGCCGGUGGCGAGGUGACAGCCAUGGGAGUCACUGGAGAUCUGCUCAAGGUGUUGAAAUUGCUGCACUAGAAGUUAGAAUGUAAUAGAAACGAAUCAAGUAGACUGGAAACAUGAAGAAUUGUAUCACAAAAAUCAG
Molecule: messenger RNA, 1298 nt
Organism: Westerdykella ornata
Lineage: Eukaryota; Fungi; Ascomycota; Dothideomycetes; Pleosporales; Sporormiaceae
Exons: 2
Coding region: 116-1231 (371 amino acids)
Biological process (GO): L-homoserine biosynthetic process; aspartate family amino acid biosynthetic process
Molecular function (GO): homoserine dehydrogenase activity; NADP binding; aspartate kinase activity
Source: RefSeq, a predicted model, not a curated record